AUGGACAGUAAAGAACGACAUGAGGUUGUAAGAGAAGCGAAGCUUCUGCAGAAAGUGGACAAUAGGCACAUCAUCAAGUGUUAUGAUUCUUGGAUAGAGCAAGGAGAGUUUUACAUCUGUCUAGAGCUAUGUACAAACGGAGAUCUCGCAGGAGUUAUUCGGGAACAAUCCCAGAACAAUUCCAGGCUGAGACCAGCGAUAGUAUGGUUGUAUUCUUAUCAGUUAGCAGACGCGCUUCGACACAUGAAGCAGAACCACAUGAUGCACCGGGACGUGAAGCCUGCCAACGUCUUUCUAGGAGAGGGAGGAAACUUGAAGCUAGGAGAUCUCGGCUUGGGUCGGCUCUUCAGCUCUCGAACACUGGAGUGCACAACAGUGGUUGGAACUCCUUACUACAUGGCCCCUGAGGCCGAUAUCUGGUCGUUGGGCUGUGUAAUAUAUGAACUCUGCAAUCUUGCGUCACCGUUCUGGGAGAAGAAUGUGAAUCUGUAUGCGUUGAGAAUGAGAAUAUGCAAAGGUGUUUAUGCGCCUGUGGAUGAGAUCUAUGGGGGGCCUAUUCGAGCGCUAGUGAGCGCCAUGGUGAAUCUCGACACGGCUGCACGCCCAGACGUUGAUCAGGUGCGGCAGGUAUGCUGGGAGAACGCGGUCGCGCUGCGGGCGGAGCUACCGGAGCACAUGCAGCCUACAUGA
Molecule: messenger RNA, 690 nt
Organism: Guillardia theta CCMP2712
Lineage: Eukaryota; Cryptophyceae; Pyrenomonadales; Geminigeraceae
Exons: 11
Coding region: 1-690 (229 amino acids)
Biological process (GO): protein phosphorylation
Molecular function (GO): ATP binding; protein kinase activity
Source: RefSeq, a predicted model, not a curated record